Molecule: messenger RNA, 1576 nt
Organism: Salarias fasciatus (jewelled blenny)
Lineage: Eukaryota; Metazoa; Chordata; Actinopteri; Blenniiformes; Blenniidae
Product: actin, non-muscle 6.2
Exons: 9
Coding region: 160-1287 (375 amino acids)
Source: RefSeq, a predicted model, not a curated record
CAACCUUACCUUUUAUGGAGACGAGCCGCAGCGUCGCGAGCGCGGACAUAAAAGAGGCGCGUUCGAUGCUCGCGAUGCUGCAUUCAAGGACACCGCCGGGGCAGAAACACACCUGCAGGACUUCACCUCCGGACACACCCCUCACUCACCUGCACAGACAUGGAUGAUGAAAUCGCCGCCCUCGUCGUGGACAACGGCUCCGGUAUGUGCAAGGCCGGUUUCGCCGGGGACGACGCCCCCAGAGCCGUCUUCCCCUCCAUCGUGGGCCGACCCAGGCACCAGGGUGUGAUGGUGGGAAUGGGACAGAAGGACAGCUACGUGGGAGACGAGGCCCAGAGCAAGAGAGGCAUCCUGACCCUGAAGUACCCCAUCGAGCACGGCAUCGUCACCAACUGGGACGACAUGGAGAAGAUCUGGCAUCACACUUUCUACAACGAGUUGCGUGUGGCCCCAGAGGAGCACCCCGUCCUGCUGACCGAGGCCCCCCUCAACCCCAAAGCCAACAGGGAGAAGAUGACCCAGAUCAUGUUCGAGACCUUCAACACUCCCGCCAUGUAUGUGGCCAUCCAGGCCGUCCUGUCUCUGUAUGCCUCUGGUCGUACUACAGGUAUCGUGCUGGACUCUGGUGAUGGCGUCAGCCACACCGUGCCCAUCUACGAGGGCUACGCUCUGCCCCACGCCAUCCUGCGUCUGGACCUGGCCGGACGAGAUCUGACGGACUACCUGAUGAAGAUCCUCACCGAGAGAGGCUACAGCUUCACCACCACUGCUGAGCGUGAGAUCGUGCGUGACAUCAAGGAGAAGCUGGCCUACGUAGCCCUGGACUUCGAGCAGGAGAUGCAGACGGCGGCCUCGUCUUCUAGCCUGGAGAAGAGCUACGAGCUCCCCGACGGACAGGUCAUCACCAUCGGCAACGAGCGGUUCCGCUGCCCCGAGGCGCUCUUCCAGCCUUCUUUCCUCGGAAUGGAGUCGGCCGGCAUCCACGAGACGACCUACAACAGCAUCAUGAAGUGCGACGUGGACAUCCGUAAGGACCUGUACGCCAACACCGUGCUGUCCGGAGGCACCACCAUGUACCCCGGCAUCGCUGACCGCAUGCAGAAGGAGAUCACCGCUCUGGCCCCGCCCACCAUGAAAAUCAAGAUCAUCGCCCCCCCAGAGAGGAAGUACUCGGUGUGGAUCGGUGGCUCCAUCCUGGCCUCCCUCUCCACUUUCCAGCAGAUGUGGAUCAGCAAGCAGGAGUACGAUGAGUCCGGCCCCUCCAUCGUCCACCGCAAGUGCUUCUAAAGCCCUCAGGCCUCCUCCUGCCCCGCCAGGGGCUUCGGGAGUAGAACCUGCUCCUCAGCACCUCCAUCCAGCUAUAAAUGUGGCCUGUGUCAAGAGAAGAUUUUCCCAACCCGAUGAGUCCAGAGUCCAGUGUGGGGUUUUAUAUUUUUGCUAAAGAUCCUCAAUAAACUGUCUUCCCACCCGGCUCGAGCCUGAGCUGUCUCCACUCAUCACGUCUUCUCCUCGUCUGUUUCAUUUCUGUAUGAAUACCCAGUGUUUGUACUCAAUAAAAUGUCACCAUUUGUUUACA